Akanthomyces muscarius is the source of this 1200-nucleotide messenger RNA. RefSeq lists its product as uncharacterized. The coding region runs from base 1 to 1200 and encodes 399 amino acids. NCBI's taxonomy places the organism in Eukaryota, Fungi, Ascomycota, Sordariomycetes, Hypocreales, Cordycipitaceae. The transcript is spliced from 2 exons. The record is from RefSeq and is a predicted model, not a curated record.
AUGUCCGAAGAUGAUGUAGAUAUGCUGGCCGCUGACGGCCAGGGCCCCGGCAAGGUCGACCGCGAUCGUCGCGCGCCGCGCUUCAGCUGGACGCCGGCAUACGAGGCGACAUUUUUCCGGAGCCUCUGCGAGAGCGUUCAGUUGGGCCUGCGCGAGAACAGCAGCUUCAAGGCGGAGGCUUGGGAGCGCGCUGCCCAGGCGCUCCAGGAAAGCCACGGCGCAUCCCCGACCAAGAACCACCUCAUCAACAAGAGCGAUAAUGCGCGAAAGCGCUUUAGGCUGUGGAGGGGUUUGCGAGAGGAUCCAGACUUUGUGUAUAAUUCCAAGGCCAGGACAGUGACGGCGACGGAGGAGGCAUGGCGGGCACACAUAGAGCGAGAACCUUUGUCGCGGGCACUUAGAGGGCGGCCGUUCGAUCACGAAGACUAUAUGGAGACUCUGUACCCGGAUGUUAUCGGCUCCGGAGGCGCUCCCAAGAGAAUCAUGAAGCCAAAGCGACGAGAUGGUCAACCCGGUGAUGAUUCUGAGCUGGGUGGGGCGAACACGUCUCUUUUGUCGGUUGAUCAGGCUGUGACCGGCCAGCAGUCGGGUCUCGAGAGCCCGAGCACGCAGCCCGCACUAAACGCAAGCUCCGGUCCGCCGAGCAUCACAACGCCGCCGACGGCUCUCACCUCGGCCACCACGCAGGGGAGUGCCCUGACGCCUCCAGAAGACACGGCGGUUGUGAACAAGAAGCGAAGCCUCGCAAGCAUAGACUUGGAAUGCUCGCUGUCAGCCUCCAACACGCCGUCGCGGCCUGAUGCGUCCCAGACCGGGUCGCCCGAGAAGCGCAUCCGUUUUUCUGCCUCCGAGGACGGAGCACCUCCUGCUCCAGCAGCAUCUGCCAGCUUGUUGUCAGCGCCACGAACGAUGAGGCACAGCGACUCUGGUUCGCUGGACAGCGAUGGUGGCAACCCUGGUGGUGUGCAGGACCUGUCGUGCGCGGGGGCGCCGUCGACGGCGGCGGCGAGCGGUUCCGCCCCGUGGCGGGAGCAGGCUGUCGAUCUGUUUUACAGGGACUUUUCUGCAGAAGAGCUGGACCUGCAGGUCAAAGUUCCGCAGGAGCUGCUUAGCAAUGAGCAUACGGCCAUGGUAUUCUGCAAAAUGCCCUGCCAGGUCAGAGAGCAUUGGGUCCGAAGCCUUCGUGGCGCUUUGCGCUAA